Mya arenaria is the source of this 802-nucleotide messenger RNA. RefSeq lists its product as uncharacterized. The transcript has 3 exons. The record is from RefSeq and is a predicted model, not a curated record. Lineage: Eukaryota; Metazoa; Mollusca; Bivalvia; Myida; Myidae. The coding region runs from base 170 to 802 and encodes 210 amino acids.
CAUCAAAAUGCAAGGAUGGACAGUUAUCACAUCAACCAAUGUGAACAUUACAAACCAUACGAACUCACCAGGACUCCUUCGAUUAUACAUAAGGCUAAUGGAAUCGUAGAUAUCUUUUGAUCCGUUUUCGAUACAAAUCAAUAUUAUUUUUGUCUUUUUGAUUACAGAAAUGUUUGAAGAUUUGCUGGAUUAUAAAGAAGCGAAUUUACAUGAAAGAAACUCAAAGGAAGACGAUAUAUACCAUGCGCUGAUAAGGUAUGCUCACUACUAUCCAAACAAAGAAGACGAAGUCAUCGAAAUACUUAAAUUAAUCCAGACUCAAGACGAAACAAAGCAGAACGGAACCAAAGCUGAUGUUGAAAAUGCAGAUAGCACCAACGACAUUUCGAAGACAGUGAAGCAUGCUGAUAAAAUCACACUAGAAGACCAAACCAAAGACACGUCGAAAGAACCGAAGCCUGGCAUUCUCUGGAGUAUGAAAAAUGACUCGGGUCUGAAUCCUUUAGAGCUAGCGACAAAGAGUGGUCUUUGUAAAAUAUUUGGGACGAUAUACAACUCGGAGCCGUACUUUAUUGAGCACGGAAACGAUGGCUUGAACGAUAUUAAAACGUAUGAUAUCACGGACUUGGACCCUGUUGUAACAAGCGAUGCUUGUAACGAAUUCGCAGAUUCAGGAUCCAUCCUGCAGUUCCUUUUCCAAAUUCACCCUUCGCUGGCAUUCCCAUUCAUGCGCACGCCUCAGGUCAGCAAAAUUAUUGAGGAGAAAUGGAGAAAUGGAAAUACUACAAGUAUUUCGCACUGA